This is a messenger RNA of Pristis pectinata (smalltooth sawfish), 4438 nucleotides long. It is a transcript of the gene ddx52, whose product is annotated as DEAD (Asp-Glu-Ala-Asp) box polypeptide 52. Gene Ontology annotation, molecular function: nucleic acid binding; RNA helicase activity; ATP binding. NCBI's taxonomy places the organism in Eukaryota, Metazoa, Chordata, Chondrichthyes, Rhinopristiformes, Pristidae. The record is from RefSeq and is a predicted model, not a curated record. The transcript is spliced from 15 exons. Gene Ontology annotation, cellular component: 90S preribosome. The coding region runs from base 51 to 1907 and encodes 618 amino acids. Gene Ontology annotation, biological process: maturation of SSU-rRNA.
CAAUCGCUGAACUCGGCGAUCGAUGCUUGGGGCUGCGUCGCGUCCUCUCCAUGGCGAUGGAGGCGUUCGAGCUGUUCCGAGCGCUGGGCGCCGGCGCCACGUUUGACUGGAAGCGGUUCGGCCGCGACGCCGAGAGGCUGCGGACAACAAAAUCAAACAAUACCAUCUUAAGUGAAAACUCUACAGACCUUGACUUUUUUAAGAGUCGGCAUAUUACAAGGAACAAACCAGUGGAAAGCAUUUCGAAGAGCAGGGGGCAGAAAGAUGGUUCUGAUGGAGAGGGUGAAGAUCUCUGCAUUUCCACAUCCCCAGGAAAAAGAAAACUUGCAAUUAGUGGAUCAGAAAAGAAGAAAAAGAGCAAAAAGGAAGCCAAAGUGGAGACCAAAACAACGUGUGACAUUUUUUCCAAUAUAAAGAAUGAUGAGGACAUUAUCCCUUCACUUGAAAGCAAGACCAAAAAAAGUCAUGGCACAGAACUUAGUGCUGAGCAACGUGAACACCAGCGACGAGAAAAGAUAAAUAAGUUCCGGAGGAAGCAUCGGAUUUACGUGGAUGGGACUGAUAUCCCUGAACCAGUUGCUACCUUUGAGCAACUCAGACAAGAAUAUAAAGUCCACACAAAAAUUAUUCAACAUGUGCAGGAAGCUGGGUUCCAACUUCCUACUCCAAUACAGAUGCAAGCCAUACCCAUCAUGCUACAUAAUCGUGAGAUCCUGGCCUGUGCCCCAACUGGAUCAGGAAAGACAUUGGCUUUUUGCAUUCCACUCUUGACAUGUCUAAAACAGCCAAUGAACAAAGGUUUCAGGGCAUUGAUCUUAGCUCCCACUCGGGAACUUGCCAGUCAGACUCAUCGGGAGUUAGUAAAACUCUCUGAAGGUAUUGGUUUUAGAAUUCACAUGAUCAACAAAGCAGCCGAGGCUGCCAAAAAAUUUGGUCCCAAGACAUCAAAUAAAUUUGAUAUUUUAGUGACAACUCCGAACAGACUGAUUUAUCUGUUAAAACAAGACCCUCCAGCACUGGACCUCAGCAGGGUGGAGUGGUUGGUUGUUGAUGAAUCGGAUAAAUUGUUUGAGGACGGCAAAUCUGGAUUUCGAGAUCAGUUGGCCACCAUCUUCCUGGCCUGUACAUCUCACAACGUGCGGCGAGCUAUGUUCAGUGCCACAUUUGCAAUGGAUGUGGAGCAGUGGUGCAAAUUGAACUUGGACAAUGUGGUUUCAGUGUCAAUUGGUAUAAGGAAUUCUGCUGUAGAGACUGUCGAGCAGGAAUUACUUUUUGUAGGUACUGAAAAUGGGAAAUUGCUGGCAAUGCGAGACCUAAUUAAAAAGGGUUUUUCACCUCCAGUGCUGGUGUUUGUCCAGUCUAUUGAAAGAGCAAAGGAGCUCUUUCGUGAGUUUAUCUACGAAGGUAUUAACGUUGAAGUUAUCCAUGCAGAAAGAACACAGCAACAGAGAGAUAAUGUAGUGUGCAGCUUCAGAGCAGGAAAAAUUUGGGUCCUCAUCUGUACUGCACUCAUGGCUCGAGGUAUUGAUUUCAAAGGAGUGAGUUUAGUCAUCAAUUAUGACUUUCCAACCAGCGCUAUUGAAUACAUCCAUAGAAUCGGACGUACUGGAAGAGCCGGUCACCGAGGAAAGGCUAUUACGUUUUUCACAGAAGAUGAUAAACCACUAUUACGAAGCAUAGCAAAUGUCAUCAAACAAGCUGGCUGCCCUGUACCGGAUUACAUGAUGCAAAUAAAUAAAUUGCAAAGUAAACAAAGGAAAAGGUUAGUCAAAAAUCCAAUCAAACGAGCGACCAUCAAGACCACACCAAAAUACUUCCUAGAAAUGGCAGCCAAAAAGAAAAAAUUGAUUCAGAGGAGCAAGAAGAAAAAAGAGAAAUCCCAGAAACUGACAGCCAUUAGUUCUUAACAAGGUUCCACAGACAGACGAUGCAGUGCUGUUGGAAAUGCUGAAGUUAUCAUACCCAUAUCCCUGUUGUACAAGCUGGUUGAUAGCAGAACAGCUGAUGAGCAGUUGAUUCUGUGGUAAAUGCAUUUAUGCUGAACAAAGUUUUCACUGCUGUUUUGAAAGAAAUAUUUGUUUCUAAAUUUUUUAACGAAUUUUGGAUGUGCUCAAGAGUGCGGUGUCACCUGUAUGUAACUGCAAAAUGGUGGUCUCUUCUAUAUUGUAUGUUUUAAACUGUUUAGAAUUAACAGAUGCUACAGUGUUAUAUUACCAAUGAAGAUGUGAAUUUCACAUACAUUUUUUUCCAAUAGGGAGAAUUGCAGUCUGCAAACUUAAAUUUGUACUUUAAAUUAUUUUAAUAAGAAUUUGUUGUAUGGAAGUUAUUUUAUGAGCAGGUGUAUAGUUGCAGUGAAACUAUGACUCACCUAAUUCAUGACAAAGUUGAAUAGGUGAUUUAUCAUCAAAAUGUCAUAAUUACUUUUCUGAUUUAAGUGUCCAUCAUUACUGUAAGGAGCAAAAUUUGGUUUUAACACUGUUUACAUUAUCUCAUUGUUUGAGAAGGAGUGUAAAAUAAAACUUUGUAUUUCAUAAUUGACAAAUCUCUGGAUAAUGUAUUAUGGUUAAUGCAGGGACAUGAAAAUGAAAGAAUUAAUGAAGCUAUUCUUUUACUACCUCCGAUAUUCCUAGUUGUACUAUACGGCUUUCAAUGAAAAUAUAGUUAUUUAUUCUCAAUGUGGAAUUUAUUUCCCAGCAUUGGUUUCUCUUAAACAACAAAAGUAUCAUCUUGACAGCACAAAUGAGUCAAUUGUGAUGAUGUGGCUCCGAUGUCAUGUGGAAGGCAAUUUGAGUAAAAAGUCUCAGUGAUCAAACAACUUCAGUUACUUUAUUGAAAUUUUCUGCCACUUACACUGUCCAGGCUAAUGCCAGGGAGCCCCUAUAAUAAGCUAACCAUUUUUGCCACCAUUCAAUUUAAGUUAGAGGUAUUAAAUAUGCCAUUUACAAUACCUCAGAUAAUUCAAUAAGCUUUUUGUAUGUUGAAAUGUGAUUAAGUAUUGUUAUCUAUUCACCCCAAGAGCUGAAUGCCUUGCUACAGCAGCAGCACUAUUGCAAAAAGAAAUGAAUUUGCUACAAAUCCUAACUAUUGAAAGAGCUAUCCAUCCCUUAUCUCUUAUUAAUCCUCAAAGAACAGCUGAUUGAAGCUCACUGAAGUCUCCAUUCUCUGUCUGUGUUUGAAGUCUCUGUCAGCUGUUUGCUAAAUGCAGAUUAUCUUUCAGUUUCCAGUUAAAUAACUCAUUCCUUGUGGAGAGACUGGAGAAUUAACACACUGCCAAUCAUCACAUCAAUAUGCAGUCAAUUACUUUAUUACAGUUCAACUGUUAAAAUAGAAUUCCACUUUUACAAACUAACAAUUUUCUUGCUACUUUGGCUAAUUCUAGGGGGUUAUUAUGGUCAAUUUUUUAAUCUGAAGAAAAUUCCUAGCUUUUUAUGUUACAGCUGAAUAUAUGCUCUUUGAAGCCAAUUAUCAAAAUGAAUAAACUGUAGUUUAAGGUAGUGUAAGGAUGGCAUCAUCUGUUCCAAACAUUAUAAUUUUUAAAUUAUAAACCGUCAAAUUAUAGAUGUGUUACAAAUUCCCUUCACUAAGCAUCAAUCUGCAACUAUUGCUUCCCAACACUAGCCAACUUUGGUAAAUCUAAUAUAAAUUAGCAGCAAUCCCUUGUCAGAGAGAAAAUGGGUGCUAUUGCUAUGGUCUGAAGUUCUGAGUCUAUAUACUAAGACUGCAAAAAGUGUUGCAGAAAGAGGAGGCUUUGUUCCUUGAACUUCAUUAGAACAGUGUAGAAAAUGGAAACAAAAAAAUCAGAUGCAACAAAAACUCAGUGGGUAGUGAAAUGCAGCCUAGUCAUGUGCAUGAAAGACCAAGGUGCUCACAAUAUGGUCAAAUAAUCUUUGUUUGGCGGAUAUAAUGUAGAGGAACCUAGAGAGUGGGUGGUGCACAGUUUAUUGUAGGUCAAUACACGUGAAUCGUUAGAGCUUAGCACUGAAAGGCAUACUGAAAGUCAGUACAAGAAAAACGUUCCUAUGCAAUUGUCUUGCUCUCAUGCUUCCAGACAUCAGCCAGCUCAAGUUUUAACACCAGUUCUCGAGUUGUCAAAUGUAUCUCAGCUGAAAACACUUACAAUGAGUGAUCAAUGCAUUGGCCUUUUAUUACUUUAUGAUGUAUAAAGUAAUGCAUAAGUAGUAGAGUAAAAAGUGUACUUGAUCAUGUAUUUUCCACACAGGUAUUUUUCUUUGUAAGGAAUAUGUAUAAUUUACUGAAGUUGAGCUAUAAAGUAUUUUGUUUCAUGACUUGUUAUUUGAACUCUGCAGAGCAAGGCUGAGUCCACACACAAAGCACUACAUUUUUUUUAAGAUAAGAUGUACCUGCCUUGGAGGUAAAGCAAAUAAAUUGUAUUCAGUACUGGAUAAGAUGCUGUGAUACUUUUGACUUACCUUGAGCA